Messenger RNA from Drosophila novamexicana, 2129 nucleotides. RefSeq names its product glucose dehydrogenase [FAD, quinone]. Gene Ontology annotation, molecular function: oxidoreductase activity, acting on CH-OH group of donors; flavin adenine dinucleotide binding. The transcript is spliced from 3 exons. The record is from RefSeq and is a predicted model, not a curated record. Bases 166 to 2046 code for a protein of 626 amino acids. NCBI's taxonomy places the organism in Eukaryota, Metazoa, Arthropoda, Insecta, Diptera, Drosophilidae.
CGAACGAACGCAGGCUUAAAGUGUGAGCAAAAGCAAAAGGCAAAGGCAGCAGCAAGCAAAAGCUUUGAUUCCUUUGACAGAGUUUCAAAGCGCAAACACGUCGCGCAUUGGAAGAUCGCCAUCGCUUGACUUGGACACAGCUUGAUCGAAGGAAGGCUUCCAGCGAUGAGCUCGGCUAUUGUGGGCGCUGCCUCGGCGAUCGGUGGCGCGGUGACGGCGGCAACCAGCAACAGUUGGUUCAUACCCAUGCUUAUGGCAGCGGUGGCCUAUUUCCAGUACGAGGAGAUCAUGGAUCCCGAGUCGAAGCCCAGCGAUGUCAGCAGCGAUGACAUACUGGAUCACUACGAUUUCAUAGUGAUAGGCGCCGGCUCAGCCGGCGCUGUCGUAGCCAAUCGCUUGACCGAGGUGGAGAACUGGAAUGUGCUUCUGCUCGAGGCGGGCGGCGAUGAGACGGAACUGACGGAUGUGCCCCUCAUGGCCGGGUAUUUGCAGCUCUCCAAGAUUGAUUGGCAGUACAAGACGGAGCCAUCGGGCAAAUCAUGUUUGGCUAUGCAAGGCGGACGCUGCAACUGGCCCAGGGGCAAGGUUUUGGGUGGCAGCUCCGUGCUAAAUUACAUGCUCUAUUUGCGCGGAUCGAAGCACGACUAUGACAACUGGGAGGCGCUGGGCAAUCCCAGCUGGUCGUAUCGCGAUGCCCUGUACUAUUUCAAGAAGUCGGAGGAUAAUACCAAUCCGUACUUGGCCAGCACGCCCUAUCAUGCCACGGGCGGCUAUUUGACGGUGGGCGAGGCACCCUACCAUACGCCGCUGGCGGCCAGCUUUGUGGAGGCGGGCGUGGAGAUGGGCUACGACAAUCGCGAUUUGAAUGGCGAGAAAAUGACGGGCUUUAUGAUUGCCCAGGGCACCACAAGGCGUGGCUCGCGCUGCUCCACCUCCAAGGCGUUCCUCCGUCCGGCCCGACUGCGUCCCAAUCUGCACAUCUCGAUGAACUCGCAUGUGACGCGCAUUAUGAUCGAUCCGGUCAGCAAGCUGGCAUUCGGCGUCGAGUUUGUCAAGGACCAGAAGCUCUACCAUGUACGUGCCACCAAGGAGGUCGUCCUCUCCGGCGGCUCGGUGAACAGUCCCCAGCUCUUGAUGCUCAGCGGCGUGGGCCCGCGCAAGCAACUGGCCAAGCAUCGCAUACCGCUCAUCAAGGAGCUGAGCGUGGGCGAGAAUCUGCAGGAUCACAUCGGUCUGGGCGGGCUCACGUUUCUGGUCAAUCAGCCGGUUUCCAUAGUGGAGAAUCGCUUUCACACCAUGUCCACGGUGCUGCAGUAUGCGGUUUUCGGCCAGGGUCCGCUCACCAUUCUGGGCGGCGUCGAGGGUCUCGCCUAUGUGAAUACCAAGUAUGCGAACAGCUCGCUGGACUGGCCGGACAUAGAGUUCCAUUUUGUGUCCGGCUCGACCAACUCCGAUGGCGGUUCGCAGCUGCGCAAGGCGCAUGGCCUGACGGACGCCUUCUAUCGGUCCGUGUUCGAGCCGAUUAACAAUCGGGAUGCCUGGAGCAUAAUACCGAUGCUGUUGCGUCCACGCAGCACGGGCAGCAUCAAGCUGCGCAGCAGCAAUCCCUUCGACUAUCCAUACAUCUUUCCCAACUAUCUGGCGGAUGAGUUCGACCUGAAGACCCUCAUCGAGGGCGUCAAGGUCGCCGUCGCGCUCUCCCGCACCAAGGCGAUGCAGCGCUUCGGCUCCCGGCUCUCGAGCAUACGCUGGCCGGGCUGCGAGCAGCUGCCUCCGUUCACGGACAGCUACUGGGAGUGCAUGGUCCGGCGAUAUACAUCGACCAUCUAUCAUCCCGUCGGCACCUGCAAAAUGGGACCCUACUGGGACAAGGAUGCGGUCGUCGAUGCCAAGCUCCGGGUCUACGGCAUCCGUGGACUGCGCGUCAUCGAUGCCAGCAUCAUGCCCAAGCUGGUCUCGGCCAAUACGAAUGCGCCGGUGAUCAUGAUCGCCGAGAAGGGCAGCGAUAUGAUCAAGGAGUUCUGGAUCAAGAAUACAAUAGUCUGAUAAGCCAAACUUCAACUGUGCGUCUACGAGUAUGUGUUUGUAUCUGUGUGUGUGUGCGUGUGUGUGUGUGUUUGUAUCUGUGU